AAGCAUUGAUACGAAAGAAUUGAUCUUCGAUUUAUAUAAUAAAUUUAAAGGUAAGAUCGUGUUAUCGAAUCUCUUUAUUUAUUUUUAUUUAUUUAUUUUCUUAAAUAAUAAUAUUUAUUAUAAUCGUCUUUGUCUAAUCGUUCGACGCUUUUGAAGGUGGAUAUCUUGAAACGAUCAUGCGAUCAUUCAUGAAAAAGAUUUAAGUCGGUCUAUGAUAAAAGUAAAGUUAGGUGUGUCGUAAAUUAUAUUAAUAAAUUUUCGAUCGUGAAAAGAGUACACAAUGUAGAAAGAACGAAUAUCAUGAAAAUACAAAAGUAUUUGACAAAUAUUUCGACCAAUCAAAUUAAUUAAAUUAUAGUGACUAUAUUAGACAAAUCAGUUUUAUUAAUAUCAUCUUUUAUAUGAUCAUAUAAUUUUAAAAAUCGUCGUAGUGUCUAUAUUAACAUAAUUUAUAUAUUCUAUCAAUAAAAACUAAAAGAAAAAAAAUUCUAGAAAUUAAAUGUGAGGUUUAAAUUAUCUAUAUGAGAUUAGAAAAAAUAGAAUGUAUAGCUUUGGAAGCUGUGGCUCACAAACACUAAAAGAGAAGACGCGAAAGGAGGUGGAAAAAUUAAAUCGAGAAAGAGAGAGAAAAAGCGAGAUAGAAAAGGGAGGGGGGAGAGAGAAAGAGAGAGAAAGAACGUUAGAUAAAGACAGUAAAGCGUGUGUACUCUCGUAAAGGGCGCGUACGUGGUCAGAGUUCGUCAGUCUCGAUCGGUCUUCGAGUAAAAGAGGGUUACACGUUUUUUGUGCUAUUAUUUUCUUGUCUCGAGAGCCCAUUCAGAUUUUAUGAUCUUAACGAGGAAUAAAAAAAGAAAUUAAAUAAAAAUAAAUUGAGAAUAACGAUCUCGAAAAGAAAAAGAAACAAGAGAAAUAGAAAAAAAAACAACAAGCAUUAGAACCUCAAUAUUUCAUUGUGAAAAAAAAAUUAAAAAAAAAUAAAAAAAUAAAAAAAAUAAAUAAAGAAAGAAAUGACGAAAUAUUUGAAUAUUAUUUUUAAACGUUUACAUUGUCAACGUAACAAAGUUAAGAAUAUUAACAAAAUAUUUAUAAUAAAUUUACAAGAAAUAUGAUCAUCCGAUCUUCGUUUCAAUGAAGAAUAAAUGUUUUUCCUGUGAUAGUGUUCGCAACGUGUAAUCCUAUGCGUAUAUAUACGCGCGUGUAUAUGUGUGUGUGUGUGUGUAUGUGUGUGUGUGUGCGUGCGUGCGUGUAUCUAAUCAUCGAACUCAUUAAGAGGGGUCGUUAUUCCAUGAUCCAUUGGUAACUGCUCGCAAAUAAGUAAGCGUACUUUGCGAUUAAUGAACUUGUUGAAGGAAUCAACACAAAAGUGUAUGUGUCUGUGUCUGAAUAUACAUAUAUGUAUGUGUGUAGAUAUGUGUUCAUUUCAUUCGAGUCUUUGAUAAGUAUUGAAAAAGUUGAAUUUUAAUAAAUAUAUUCAGAUUUAUUCGUGCGAUAGGAAUAGUUGAUUUGUUAUUUGAUUUUGACCAUUCUAAAGGAUGCAAAAAAAAGGAAAUUUCUUGAAAAAGAAGAAUUGAAAAAAAAAAAGAAGAUUAAUAUGGCUAAUUCUUCGUCGAUUAAUAUCAGCUUCGAUGACGAAAAUGGAAUCGAAGCUUUUAAACAUUAUUCUCGCUCGGCCACUACCGCAGCUGCCAUUUGUGCGAUAAUCUUCAGUAUUGUUGGUAUACUAGGUAAUUUGGUGACAGUAAUCGCGCUACUGAAGUACACGAGACUAAGGCGACACGCUACAACUGCAUUCGUUAUAAGUCUAAGUGUCUCCGAUUUAAUUUUCUCUGCUGUGAAUUUGCCAUUGACAGCUAGCAGAUAUUUGAACGAAGCUUGGGUCCUUGGUGAUACACUUUGUCAGAUCUUCCCACUUUUCUUUUAUGGAAACGUAGCUGUCUCGUUGCUAAGUAUGGUUGCAAUUACAAUUAACAGGUAUGUACUCAUAUCAAGAUCGGAUAUCUACGCUGUUAUAUAUACAACUCGGGGUAUCGUAUUGAUGUUGAUCGCCAUAUGGACCCUUAGUUUCUCCCUUUUGAUACCACCUUUGAUAGGUAUAUGGGGUACUCUUGGAUUAGAUCCAAAGACCUUCUCUUGUACGAUUUUAAAGAAGAACGGUUCGAGUCCAAAAAAAGUACUCUUUGUUCUCGGCUUUAUUGUACCCUGCGUUGUGAUCAGCGUUUCUUAUCUUUGUAUUUACUGGCGCGUAAGAAAGAGCCGAAGGAACUUGGAAGCACAUGCUACUGGAGGAAGACGAAAAGUUGGUGGAUUUCAAAGGAGAGAAGAUUCCAGAGUGACGAGACUUAUGUUGAUUAUAUUCUUGUGUUUUUUAACGUGUUUCAUGCCAUUGAUGUUGGCAAAUGUAAUCGACGACAAAGUCAGAAUUCCUAUAUUACAUGUGAUCGCUUCUAUAUUAGCUUGGGCAUCCUCCGUUAUAAAUCCUUUUAUAUACGCUGGUACCAACAAAUUGUAUAGAGAAGCUUACAAGCAAAUUUUAUGUCCUGUUUCAAGCAAAAUACCAACGACUGGCCCAAAACCAACGCACUCGCACUCAAGCAAAAUCUCUUCCCCUCCAUUGACGUGACUAAUAUCGUCAAUUCCGAUUGCACUCAUUUGGAUUAAUUAAUUUCUAAUUUUUUUGUUCUUUUUUUUUUUUUUUUUUUUUUUUUUAAGUUAUAAUUAGAACGAACGAAUUUAAUUAUUUAAACAAUUGUAAAGAUAUUGGCGUUAGAAAUAGAUCGAUAUACUAUAGUGUGUGAUUUUGUGAACAGUUCCGUUUAAAUGGCGAUUAUUUUUAUAUUUGUAUUAUCUUAACAUAGAUUUGUACCAUACAGAUUUAUUUUGUAAAGUAUCAGCGCUUUCCAUAUAUUAUGAAUAUCGAUCUUGUAUAUAAUAUUAUAAAACAAAAAUACAUUUUUUGUUAUUUUUACAAUACAUUUGGAAUGUUCAAGUAGAGAAUUCGUAUAUAUAAUAUAUUAUGGUAAUAUAGUAAUGGUAUUAUUUAUCUAGCGAAAUAUGGACGGAAAUUGUAGUUAUUAAAGUUAUAUAAAAAAAGAAAACAUCCGUUAAAAAAAAUACAAAUAUAAUAUACAUUUUAAAAACACUGAAUGAAAUUAAAUAUUAUCUAUUCUAGAGUAUAUAAAUGGUAACUGCAUAUGGUGUAUAAAAAGCUUAAUUUACGAACACCUUGUAAAUAUAAAUAGUAGAUAUGGUGCAAUAGAUAUCAGCACGAUUUACUGUUUAUCAACGUAACAAUAAAUCACUUACUUAUUGUACUUACACUUAA
Vespa crabro (European hornet) is the source of this 3322-nucleotide messenger RNA. It is a transcript of the gene Tre1, whose product is annotated as protein trapped in endoderm-1. The coding region runs from base 1592 to 2620 and encodes 342 amino acids. Gene Ontology annotation, molecular function: G protein-coupled receptor activity. The transcript has 3 exons. The record is from RefSeq and is a predicted model, not a curated record. NCBI's taxonomy places the organism in Eukaryota, Metazoa, Arthropoda, Insecta, Hymenoptera, Vespidae. Gene Ontology annotation, biological process: G protein-coupled receptor signaling pathway. Gene Ontology annotation, cellular component: membrane.